Molecule: messenger RNA, 522 nt
Organism: Wickerhamiella sorbophila
Lineage: Eukaryota; Fungi; Ascomycota; Dipodascomycetes; Dipodascales; Trichomonascaceae
Product: DNA polymerase epsilon subunit D
Exons: 1
Coding region: 1-522 (173 amino acids)
Biological process (GO): heterochromatin formation; DNA damage response; leading strand elongation
Cellular component (GO): epsilon DNA polymerase complex; CHRAC
Molecular function (GO): protein heterodimerization activity; chromatin DNA binding
Source: RefSeq, a predicted model, not a curated record
AUGCCGCCAAAGGGGUGGAAAAAGUAUCCAGACGGGUUCAAGCCCGUCAACUCGUCGGGGGCUCCGCUAGAGGAGAGACCCGUGUACGGCAUUCAGGACCUGCUACUGCCGCGGCAGUCGAUUUUGAAGCUGGCCAAGGAGGUGCUUCCUGAGAAAACGCCGCUGCCAAAAGACGGAGUGACUGCCCUCCUGCGCAGUUGCACGGUAUUUAUUAGCUACAUUUCAGCCGAAGCAAACCGAAUUGCCGACCGAUCUGGCCGCAAAAUCGUGGGACCGGCCGACAUCACCGCGGCGUUGGAACAGCUCCAUAUGGGCGCGUUUGUCGGCCAGGUCCAGCAGCUGGUGGAGGCAAUGAAGCAGCAGCAGCUGGAGGCAAAACAAAAAGGUACAAGCGUCGAUGCAGAAGAUGAAAUAGACGACGACGCAGCAAUACCCGCUGGCGCGGCCUCUGGCGAUGCCAAGGCUCCAGAGGUCGAGCAGGCAAGUAGUCAAUCUGAGCAAGCAAUGGAGAUAGAUGAUUGA